AUGAACCGCUUCCCCGAAACCGACCCUUACGAGGUCCUCGGCGUUGCUCGUGGAUGUACCUCGUACGAGAUCAAGACAGCUUACAAGAAGCUCGCUUUCAAGCACCACCCGGACCGAGCGGCUCCUGCUGAGAAAGAGGCGGCUACCGCGCGGUUCAAAGUCGUCGGCGAGGCAUACGAGUACUUGUCGGACGAUCGGAAGCGGCGCGAGUACGAUGCCUUUGGCCCAGGGAGGAGCGGAAGAGGAGGGUAUCCAGCAGCAGAAGAGUACGAGGACGACCUGAGCCGGAAGCAUUUCGGUACGAGUCCCGAUGGAGUGCCCUUCUCGUUCGUGUGGGAGUCGGGUGCGGAUUCGGCCAGACGUGCGCAGGCGGGACAACGUGCGGGUAGGCCGUUCGGCGCGGAUGGGCAUGACCCAUUUGGCCUGUUCAAUAUGAUGUUCGGCCAGGAGUUUGGCUCGAGGAAUGGCGGUGGGAAUGUGGGAGGGGCAAGAUGGGCCGGACAGGACCCGUUCGGGAUGAUGAAUGGGGGAGCUUCGAUGGGUGGUAGUCUGUUUGGCGACAAUGAUCCGUUCUUACAAAAUCACCGCAGGAUGGCCGAUACUGCUGGGUUUGGAUUUGGAGCGCCUUUUCCAUUCGCAUCAUCGCGAGGACCGACUGGCCCACCGCAGGGAAGGGGCAUGCAAUCAGCGGGACCCUUUGCCACGAGUAGCAGCAGCAGCAGCAUGUCGAGUACUACCUAUGGCGGCUUCUCGGGUACGAGCGAGAGCACCACAACCCGCAUUAUCAAUGGCCGCAAGGAGACGGUCACCCGCAAAGUCGACGAAAAUGGCAACGUGACAGUUCACACGUCAACGCCAGAGGGAAGCACAGUACACGUCAACGGUGUCCAGCAAGCGCAUCACCCGCUGCUUGGGAAUGCUGCAGCACAGGCUUCGACUGCUUUGCCCGGCACACCCGCAGCUGCAAGACGUGCGAAUGCGGCAGGGGAAACAGCAGACAACCCGAUUGUAGUCGAAUCGGAAGCAGCGCCAUCCAGCCAAGCACAGACACACGGACAUUUUGGAACGGCUCGAUUCAAUGUUUGA
Molecule: messenger RNA, 1086 nt
Organism: Sporisorium graminicola
Lineage: Eukaryota; Fungi; Basidiomycota; Ustilaginomycetes; Ustilaginales; Ustilaginaceae
Exons: 1
Coding region: 1-1086 (361 amino acids)
Cellular component (GO): cytoplasm; nucleus
Molecular function (GO): protein folding chaperone; protein-folding chaperone binding
Source: RefSeq, a predicted model, not a curated record